Messenger RNA from Orbilia oligospora ATCC 24927, 1716 nucleotides. RefSeq lists its product as uncharacterized. NCBI's taxonomy places the organism in Eukaryota, Fungi, Ascomycota, Orbiliomycetes, Orbiliales, Orbiliaceae. Bases 1 to 1716 code for a protein of 571 amino acids. The record is from RefSeq and is a predicted model, not a curated record. The transcript is spliced from 3 exons.
AUGGGAUUAAACUCGGUCCGGUCUUUCUCUCUCAUAACCCGAAGUGCGGGUAGAAGUGGUUAUGAAGACGCUGAAGAUGAGCUUACGGAGGAGCUUUAUGAGGCUCUUUUCCUACCGAUGUCACGGAAUGGUAUUCUAGCAAGACUACAGGCUGAAGGGAAAACACCAUCAUAUAUGCCCGAGAUAUUGAAUAACAUGAGUCCUAAUCUCGUCUACUUGUCGAUGGACAUUGAUGGCACCAUCGAUGGCAACCUAACCGCUCAAGACUUCAAUCGUCUGCGUUUCCAGUCCCUCCGAAAGAUUCGUUUGAUGAUCAAACCGUCACUUCGAAACGCUGAAAUCGCAUAUUCACUCCUCAAGGCGGCGCCGGAGCUGGUAGAAGUCGAUUUAGACUUUUUAUCGUUUCGAGGAUCGCGAGCGCACUUCGAUGAUGAGUACGAGGAGCCACCCAGCGAUCUGGACCGUAAACGAGAUCCCGAGACAUAUUUUAUAGAGUGCUCAGCUUUUAGUGGGCUAUCCAAGUUGCAAAGGUUAAGUAUAUGCUAUGCAGACUGUGGAGAUCUUCUAUCCUCUGUAAGAUUUGAGAAUCUCAAAGAUAUCUCCUUGAAGUAUUGCCGCAACUGGGACGCUCUCGCAAAGUAUGCAACCAACAGCAAACUACACCUAAAGCAUCUACAUAUCUCAGCUGAACCAACUGAGAUUCAAGGGAUCAAGUCCUUCCUAGACGACGGGCUGGAACCAGGGUUAGAGACCCUCAUCGUAACGAUUGACACAAUCCCAGACGGCAACACGUUCUUUUCGAAUCUAAGGAAACACGAGAGUAGAAAUGAAUCUAUAUACUUUCUAAAGAAGGAAAGUAUAUUAAAACAUGGAUCGACACUCCGGAAUAUUGGAUUUAAUGUGGCGCUGGGCCGGGAAGAUGGCUACUGGGAGCCCAAGAGUCUCACAAGAUAUAUAACAGUAUUGCCAUAUCUGCCGAAUAUCCGCGCGAUGUUAGAACAUUCACCAAAUAUGAGAGAGUUAUCUCUUGUUGUACCGAUGCUUUGUGUGAGAGAUGACUUAUCUGAAAUCGAAAUCGAUUCGUUCAGGAACUUACGGCUAGAGACGAUUGAGGUGUUAUAUUUAAUUCCAACUUCCUGGCCAUUGUGUGUUCAUUACGAGGGCACAGAUGGUGGUUGUCCAGAAAGCGGUGUCCAAUGGGUUAUCAUUGAUUUUCUCGAAGCCGCGUUUCAGCAUUGUACCGAACGCCCAAGACUAAAGUACGUUGUAUCUGGUUUACAGACUCAUUUUCGCCCGCCGUAUGAAUAUAAGGUUGAAUGGGUCGAUGGAGUGAGCCAAGAGGAAAGAUUACUCCAAAAAAAGCCCGAAUAUUACGACGAAUACAGACAUCGCGAUCGGUAUGCUAAACCAAGUGAUAGCGCUGGAACCUGGAGACUGGAGACUCUCGAUUACAAAGACUAUCCUGAGGAAACUAAUGUGAAACUGUAUCACCGAGAAUGGCUGGAGGAAACACAAAGAAAGAGAUUAAGGAGAAAGAAGGCACAGGUCUACCCUGUAAAGUGGAACCCGCAUAUUUCCUAUGCGGAUGUAGCAAAGGAGAUUACCCUUGGUGGACCCAAGGCAUUUCCUUUCAAGUUAUAUUCUGCGCAAUUUAAAAAUGAUGAUGACAUGUAUGGGGAAAUGUCACUGUCGGGACUUGGGCUGCCCAUGUAUUAA